AUGGCGAUGGAGUAUCGCAAUCCAAGUCAUCCGAAUCAUGAACUGGAGAUGAAGAAGUACCUGAAGCCUUAUACUUGUGAUGGCUGCAAGGAAACAGGCUUUGGGCCUCGCUACCGGUGCGAGAAGUGCGAUUUCGACCUUCACCAGGCCUGUAUGUUUCCACAAAUGUCAUCGUCGUCGCAUGAAUUUUUCUUGGGUUCCAUCUUUAAGUUCUUCAGAACCCCACCAAGAGCCUGCCAUGACAAAUGCAGAAGGAUGUGCGACGCUUGCAUAAAACCCAUCACAGGAUUUGUGUACCACUGUGAGAAAGACGACUUAGAUCUCCACCCCUGCUGCCGAAACCUGAACAGAAGUUACCGAAUCGAGGAUGUGGAGUUCAAUCUCCACAAGAAAGUCCGAGGAAAGUGCUUGUGGUGCAACAAGAAGAACAUCAAAGGGAGUAGCAACGACAAUGGGUGGUCCUACAUCUCUACAUGCGAGAAAUACCAUGUUCAUGUGGCUUGUGUCACCCAAAUGGCUUUAGAAGAAUGGCACAAGAGUGGAGGAGACUGCAUUGCUGACCAAGACCAGCCACUGGCUCUGGAGAAUGUGAAUCUGAAUGAAAUUCGAGCUCGAGGGCGCGGGGAUGGUGGAAACAAGUUCUGGAGAAUCUUCAAAGUAUUCAUCAAGACCAUUGUCAGUAUCGUUCUUGGAGAUCCCACCACCAUUCUCGCCUCCCUGUUUGUGGAACUCAUUGCACCGCCUUGAAAAUUCUUCGACUUCUCUUUUGCAUUUUCUUUCCCUCUGUUUUUAAUUUCAAAUUGUGUUUUUUUCCUUUUCUUUUAUUCCCCAAAGCAUGAUGUACAAGUGUACACAGGCGGUUGGGGUACUCAGUUUGAACUUUGAAGUUUGAUUGU
This is a messenger RNA of Momordica charantia (bitter melon), 896 nucleotides long. RefSeq lists its product as uncharacterized. Lineage: Eukaryota; Viridiplantae; Streptophyta; Magnoliopsida; Cucurbitales; Cucurbitaceae. The record is from RefSeq and is a predicted model, not a curated record.